Molecule: messenger RNA, 3906 nt
Organism: Spodoptera litura
Lineage: Eukaryota; Metazoa; Arthropoda; Insecta; Lepidoptera; Noctuidae
Gene: oys
Product: lysophospholipid acyltransferase 6
Biological process (GO): lipid modification
Cellular component (GO): membrane
Molecular function (GO): acyltransferase activity
Source: RefSeq, a predicted model, not a curated record
CACUGGCGAGUCGAGUGGUGUGAUGUGUAGUACGAACUAUAGCUAUCGCCAAUCACCCCAUCACCCGUCCCCGUCAGGCAGGCGUCAACAUAGCGUCAACUGUAAUGAAUGACGUUUCUGUUCGACACAAUUUUAUGAAAUUGAAAAAUACAUUGUUGUAACAAUCUUCUUUCUAUGUGUGUACGAUAUGUAGUGCAUAGUUGACGGGAAUUGAUACUUUAUUGUACUGAUAGUUACGUAGUUGCGGCAAUUUGAAGCCGUUUAUUAUAAAGUCUCUAUUGAAUAGAUGGGUGUUAUGUCGGUGUUGUGCUAACUGGCAAACAAUAAAGCCAUAAAGUGAUUCAGGAUUCAAGAAAUAAAAUCGCAGUUGCUGAAAGUACUCGAAGGCGUGUUGUCCAGCCAGUAAAUAAUUGGGAGCGACAAUGACGUAUUAUGAUUACUAUGAUGGCAGUAGGAUAUUCUCAUUCAUAUCAACCAGAGUUGGGCUUCCCUUAGACUUAGUAAAUUUUUUGAUCGCACAAGUAGCUGCACUAUGCCUGGCAAGACUGUUUCGAAAACCAUUAAGAUAUGCUUCGCCGGAAUUUCGACAUUCUGUGUGCCUUGUUAUAGGUUUAACGAUGGGGUAUUUCUGUUUUGGAAGACAAGCGAUCCAUUUAUCGGUGCUACCCAUGUUAACCUACACAAUGUUAAAGAGCGUUUCACACAAUAUUAUGGGAAACGUUAUAUUGGCGGUUUCAAUGGUAUACCUUUCAUGUCUUCAUUUACAUCGACAAAUAUACCACACGGCUGACUAUUCUUUAGAUAUAACAGGUCCGUUAAUGGUAAUCACUCAAAGAGUUACAUCAUUAGCUUACUCACUGCAGGACAGUUUAACUGUAAAAGAAAGACCAACAUCAGCAAACUCAUCAGAAGCGAAUGGCAGACUAGUGAAAAUAGAGAAGAUUCCGUCACCGCUUGAAUACUUCGCAUAUACAUUAGCCUUCCAAACUUUAAUGUGUGGACCAGUAGUGUUUUACUCUGACUAUAUUAAAUUUAUUGAAGGUGCGCGCGUCGAUGAGUUCGAAAAAUCAAAACAUGCCACAGAACCAUCGCCGCGUCGUGCUGUGUUUUACAAAGUAUGCGGUUCAGUGGCCGCUGCCUUAUUAUAUUUAACUUUGGCUAAGAAAUAUCCUUUGGCUGUGUUAGAAGAAUUGACGGACCCUUCAUCAGAAGUGUCGCGGUCAUGGUCAGCCCUGUACCUGCUUUGGUACGCGUACUUGUCAACCCUAGUGGUGCGGUGCAAGUAUUACCACGCCUGGUUGCUGUCUGAAGCGAUAUGCAAUAACUGUGGCAUGGGAUUCAAUGGCUACAACAACGACGGAACGCCUAAAUGGGACAAAAUGUCCAACAUCGAUAUAUUUGGUUUUGAGUUUGCACAAAACUUCCGUGUGGCGAUCGCCAGUUGGAACAAGAAUACUAAUGCGUGGCUCCGUGAUGUGGCAUACGAGCGCGGUGGCGCGGCGUGGCGUACGGCGCGCGUGUACGCACUGUCCGCCGUAUGGCACGGCUUCCAUCCCGGAUAUUAUUUAACGUUUUUCGCAGGCGGACUCUUUACUAUUGCGGCUAGGAAGAUACGGUAUGUGGCUCGUCCGAUGUUUUUAGACAGUGUCCCCAAGAAACUUUUUUACAAUUUCGUAACAUUCUUCACCACAAGAGUUGCGAUGACAUACGCCACCGUGCCAUUUGUACUCCUUCAUCUCACUCCUAGCCUCGCUUUUUACGGGAAAUUUUAUUACUCCCUUCACUUCAUCGCUUUGGGUGCAAUGCUAAUACCUGAGAAGUCCACACGAUCCAAAGCAACACAAAUUCAAGAGAACAUCUCAUGUAAACUUAGUGCAGAAGCAUUGCCGACAUUGGAAUCAGUAGAAUCGUUAAAUGGGAAGCUUAAAAUAACAUAGAAUAUGUGCGUUUUGAGGUCUCUGAAGGUAUUUCUCAUUUUUAAUUACGAUUACAACAAUCAGAAAUAUUGUUAUAAACUAUAAUUGAUAUUAACAAGGAAUAAUCUUAUAAUUCAAUGUUAAGUAUACUAUUACGCACAAAAUACUGACAGCAAAAUAUUUGUGUAAAGGUAACUUUUAUUCUAACAUAAGAGUAAGAUGAUUUAUUUUCUAACGCUAAAACAGUGUUAAGUAUCUAAUUUGUAUUAUUAUCUAUUUAUUUCAGUAUUACCUCCAAUGAUAAUACACAUUAUGUAGGUAGUGACUCAAUUCAAUUCAGAAAUUGAUUUCAAUGAGAUGACACAAGGCAGCUACCUAAUCAUUAUUUUUUGUUGAACUGAGUUGUAAGUCAUAUAAGCAUUAUUCUAUCAACUUAUUUCUUGUAAGUGAAAAAGUUUAAUGACUGAAUAGGCACAGCCCUAUCAAGUAAGUCUGGGCGUACAGUCAGAAGUCUCCAAAGUAUUGUGUUUAUUACGCUGUGGAGAUUAGAUUGAAUUUGUUUAUAGAUAAUUGGAUUUUCGCUUCGAUACGCUCUUGAUUCUGCGCCCGUAUGAAUUGAUAGAUUGUAUAGUACAAUACAUGCCUUAUUGUUACCUAGCAAAAUACAGUUAAGAUUUAUUUUAUUUCUAAAAAGCAUACCUACCUAUAGCUUCUAAUAUUUAAAUGAGACAAUUGUGCAACCUAAUUAGGUAAAGCACUUGACCACAAUUUGGCCAUAUUGAGUCUGAAUAUUUAGAAACAAAUACAAAUGGAUUUCAUAGUUCUUAAUAUUCUUUAUUAUUAUUGAAAUACUUUUUAGUAUUACUGUUAAAACCACUGACUAAAAUGUGAUGUCUUAUAAUGAUCAUAUAUUGUGAAUUAAGUACUACAUAAGAUUAUUAUGUAUUGACUACUUAUAGAAAAAUGUUCUUUGUUCUACAUAUUACACUGGUUACUUGUUUACCCAUUGUUAACUACUUAAAAAUAUUUUUCGAAUCUAACAUAUUCUUGAAUUACAAAAUGUAUUCUUCAUGUUAUGCUACUAAAGUAAAGUUUGUUUAAAUAAAACAACAUAUCUUUAACAUAAUUGUUAUAUUUUAUAAUUAAUAGUUUGUGUUGCAUGAAUGGUGGUUUACUAAAUACAACUCAAUCAUUCGGUCAACAAUCAGAUUUCAUUUUAACAGUUGUAUUAAGUAAACCAACAAGCAUUUAAUAUAAUUAAAUUUUGAAAUGUAUUAUUAAUGAAAAUAUGAGUUUAAGGUUUUAAUUUUAAUCUGGAAUUGCCAUAACAUCGCAAAAGGCAUGCAUGAUAGUUAUAGUGUCUACAUUAUAUUAAGUUAUUUAUAAACAAUUUGGAAUAUUUGCCAAUAAUUUCUUAUUCGUAAUUUUUAAAAAUCAAUUCUCAUUAUUUCUAAAUUAUAAUAAAAACAAGAGUUUAGAUUGGAAUUAAUUAACUAUAAUUUUGUAUAAACUAAGUUUUUUCCAUCUUCAAAAGGGAGAGGUAAUAUUUUUUUUUAGUUCUGCAUGCAAGUUUUGUAUUUAUUAGACCAACAGUGACAGCUGAGUAGCCUGUAAGUGUUGACAGUGUAAAAGAUUUUUUUAAUGAACACAGAAAUAUACUGUAAACUAUCAUCAGUUGAAUAUGCAAGUGUGUGUAAAUACAAGAAAAUAUUGUAAAUCCAAGAUAGGAUGUAUAUUGUAACCAUUGUUACAUCCAAGUAAUUUUGACAGGUUGUGUACAUUUUACUUUAACAUAGCAUUUACAGAAUGUAUAAUUGUUUAUCAUCUGUUGAUCCAAUGAUUAAAAUAUCUAACUAAAACUUUGUAUUGCAUCAAAUUUGUGGAUGUGAUACCAAUUUAAUACCUCAAACAUGGAAUUGUAUUUAUUUUUGUUACAAAUUAAUUUUAUAUUAAACUUAUUUUAUAUGGUUAGUAAAAAAUAUAUUUUACA